This is a messenger RNA of Cataglyphis hispanica, 1207 nucleotides long. RefSeq lists its product as uncharacterized. The transcript has 3 exons. Bases 570 to 1148 code for a protein of 192 amino acids. The record is from RefSeq and is a predicted model, not a curated record. NCBI's taxonomy places the organism in Eukaryota, Metazoa, Arthropoda, Insecta, Hymenoptera, Formicidae.
AAGUAACACAGUUGAAGUUUGCAUAGUUAUAUAUAUAUAUAUAUAUCAUCGUCCUAAUUAUCCUAUAAUAAAAUCUGUACAAAAAGUGUUUAAUAUUUAUAUUAAGCAGAAGUUAUUUAAAAUUUUCUAUUAAAAAUGAAACAUUUAAAAAAAGCAUAUAUAUAAUGAUAAAUAUUUUUUAGCAGAUUACAUAACACAACAAUUUGUUGACAGUUCCUACAUACUAACAAUAAGAUGUCAAAAUUGAUGAUACAAACGAGAAGCGAAUAAUUCUACAUGAAAAAAAAAAUCGAACAUAUAAAAUAAAUCUUUUUAAUAUUUUUUAUCAAUAUUAAAAAAAUACUUUGGGAAAACAUAAUAAGAGACGAGAUGUGUUUAUUUUUUAGGAAUAUUAUUUUAUAUUAACUUAAAAAUUGUUUGAAGUGUUGUCCAUUUCAAAAUAAUUAUGCUCUUUCCUAUUAAAUGUUUGUUUUAUUUUCUUAUGUAGAAUCACCUUUUUUUUUCUCGUACUGUCAAUUCUGAGACAACCGGUAUUAUUAUCUUAUUCACAAAUUUCAGAAUAUUUAGCCAUGCAUUGCUGUUUGCUAAUAAUAUUUUAUGCAUCUUGCAUUUUAAAAAUGACAUCCAGUGAAAAAUCAUCUUUAUAUAUGGAUGAAGUUCGCAGCCUAAGUGAAUUGCCAAUGGAUAAACUGAUCCAAAUAAGAUCUUCCCUUGGAAGCGCGGGAUAUGAUAUUACUGAUGAGAAUGAAAACGCGCGCGAAGAUGUAUCUAGUAGAAGAUCCCUGACAAUGCCAAUGGCUUUGCCAUUAAGAAGAAGUAGCAAGAAGCCUAUGCGACGAUAUGAAGAGCACUACGAAAAAGGCAAGGAGUCGAAAGUUUCAAAGAUCUUCCAGGUAGCAAUAACUGCAUUAUCGUUUCUUGCAUUUGGCGGUUAUCUCCUUACACUUAUAAUAUCAGCAGUUCGUCGCAAUAUGACCAAUAAUCCAACCGGGAAUGUCGUCGUAUUUUCGAAUCUGCACGAUUUACAGAAAUUCAAUCGCCCCAAGCGUAAUAUUUUAAUAUUGGAUCCAAUGGAAAAUAAUUUUGAAACUGAUAAGCUUUAUGAAGGAAUGAUUAUGCUCUCAAGAAGUUAUGCUUUAUACAAUUGAUUACAAACCAUAUAAAAAUACUAUAUUUUAGAAAGAUUUAUUAUUCAUACAUAUUUAUU